CGGCGGCGCCGGGCGGACGCUGUGCUGCCGAGCGCUGGUUUGCGCCGAGCGAGCGACUGCAGGGGGAUGCCGUGGAUAAGGCGGGGGUCGCUCGAGCCCUUGGCUUUCCGUUCUUGCGGGGUUUCCGCGUCUUUUGUGUGUUGUCACUUCCCAGCGUGCUCCUCUGUGAAGGUUGUCCAGUCAGGACGUUCGGGGCAGGACUCAGAGAGCGGGCGCUGCGGGAGCCCGUCCCGGGUGGGAGCCGGGAGCUGCAGGACGAGGACCUUGAUGCCGCGAUUGCCCUAGGAUUGCCUUGAUUGCCGCGAUUGCCUGGCGGCAGCGAUGAUCCGGUAGUGUUUGAGUAACUGGAUCCCUGGAUCCUGGUCUAACACUGGCCUGCGAGAGGGGAAAACUCCAGAGAGUGAGACUGACCUCUGCACCACAACUCUGCCAGGAUCCUCCACGUGCUCAAGUAUCCUCAGGGUCUUGAGCAAAUCAGAAACAAACCAAGAGUAGAAACCACAAAGGACAUGCCCACUGACAUGAAUCUCUGCCAGAUGCCCCAGAGAGUAGGAGCAGAAGAGCAGAGCGGAUCAUGGGAGAGAUUGGUGUCCUUUGAGGAUGUGACUGUGACCUUCAGCCAGGAGGAGUGGCAGCAACUGGACUCUGCCCAGAGAUGCCUGUACCAGGACGUGAUGCUGGAGAUCUACAGCCACCUCUUGGCAGUGGGUGACCUGCGGCUUGACACACCACAGCAACAGAUUUUUGUGAAAGCUUCAUUUCUAAAUGAUGCAUCCAGUGACGUCACAGGACAUGGUUCAUACUCCAUCUUAGAGAAACUGUGGCAGGGUGGCAACACUACCACAAAGACAGAUCAGCAAAGCCAGAUGCCACCCGUAAGUCCUGGUGCUUUCCAAACUCAGGAAACACUGCACACAGACAGUGGCUGUGACCACGAAGAAAGCGGGGAAUCUCUUCUUCUGGGCGGCCACCUCCUUUCUACACAAUAUGGACCUCCAAGAUGUUUCUCAUCUGCAAAAUGUUUGAAGCCUAACCUUGAAGCAGAUAGUGACAAUCAAAGCAAUGCCACAAAGCAGGUUAGUGACAUCAUUGGAUCUCACCAGGUUUUUACACAAAGCUCUUCUAAUGGUGUGUGUACAAUUUCUCAUCAAAGAGAAAAAUCAUACCACGAAGGUCAGUUUGGAGAUAUUCUUUCCCCCAAUCCACCACUUAUGGAGCAUGAAAUCAAUUUUCAAGACAAAGCAGCUGAAUAUACUGGUUGUGAGAAAGUCUUCACCAGCGAGUCUGCUUUCUGUCAACAACAAAUAACUAACAAUAUGGACACAUCUUUUAUCUGUCACACAUGUGGGAAAACCUUUGUCCACAAGUCUAAAUUGACCUCCCAUCCAGAGACUCAUAGAGAAGAGACACCUUAUGAAUGUCCUGACUGUGCGAAAUCACUUAAGGGCAUGUCCAACCUGCAAGUGCACCGUGAAAUCCACACAAAGGAGAAACGUUAUGAAUGCCAUGUGUGUGGGAAGUCAUUCAGCUAUACAUCCCACCUAAAGGUGCACCUUCGGACACACACUGGUGAGAAGCCUUAUGCGUGUUCUGACUGUGGGAAGGCCUUCAGCCAAAAGUCAGUCCUCACCAUCCAUCAGAGAAUUCACACUGGGGAGAAGCCUUACACGUGCAGCGACUGUGGGAAAAUGUUUGUUUGUGCAUCAGACCUGACAAAGCAUUGUCGGUUCCACACAGGGGAGAAGCCCUAUGAGUGCCCUGACUGUGGGAAAUCUUUCAGUAUUAAGUCUAACCUCCUCGCGCACCAUCGAAUCCACACCAGUGAGGGACCUUACAAAUGCUUUGAGUGUGGGGAGUCAUUCAGGAAAAUAUCCCAACUGAAGGUACAUCAUCAAAUUCACACCGACGGUAGAUCUUUUGUGUGCUCUGACUGUGGAAUGGCCUUCAGCCAAAAGUCAGUCCUUGCCACACAUCAGAGAAUUCACACUGGGGAGAAGUGUUACCCAUGUAGCGACUGUGGAAAGCUGUUUCUGUAUGCUUCGGAUCUGAAGAAGCAUUGCCGAGUUCACACAGGGGAGAAGCCUUACAAGUGCCAUGACUGUGGGAAGUCCUACAGUGUGAAAUCACACCUACAUGUGCAUCAUCGGAUUCACACUGGCGAGAGGCCUUACAAGUGUGACGACUGUGGGAAGUCAUUCAGAAGGAACUCUCACCUGCAGAUGCACCAGCAGACUCACACUGGUGAGAAGCCGCACAGGUGCCCUGACUGUGGCAAGUCCUUCCGCAGAGCGUCCCACCUGAAGGUGCACCGCCGCAUUCACACCGGGGAGAAACCCUUUGUGUGCUCGGACUGUGGGAAGGCCUUCAAUGACAGGUCAGUCCUCAGCACACACCAGAGGAUUCACACCGGAGAGAAGCCGUACAUAUGCAGCGACUGUGGAAAAGCCAUGUCUUCUAAAGCCAAUCUCAAAGAGCAUCAGCGAAUUCACACAGGCGAGAAGCCAUAUGUGUGUGCUGAAUGUGGGCGGGCCUUCAGUGAUAAGUCUUCUUUCUAUAGACAUUGUAAAAUUCACAGUAAGGAGAGAUCUUUUGUCCAUAGCAAAGGUGAAAAGGGCUUCCUGCAGAAUUCACAAGUGACAUCCUAUGAGCAAACUCACAGCACAGGGAAACUAUAGUAAUGCUCUGUCUAUGGGAAAUCUGUCAUUGCUGUGUAUCAUCUGAAGGUGUAUCAUCAAGGUCACACAUAUUGCCAUUACUGAAGCUGUGGGAUACUGUUGGUAUACCAUCCACACCAUACUGGGAAGAGACAUUAUUUGUGUUGUGAAUGCAGAAAGUCUUUCAAAAUCAUGUCAUUUCAGAAGACUUGAGAGCUCAUACCACCUGAUCAUAUAAAAGAAUUUAUUGUAGAUUCAGUUCCUCAUCCAUAUCUCUCAUCAAAAUAUUCUUGGUUCUCAUGAAAAAAGAAUAUUUUACCACAGACCUAAGUAGGACUACAGAGAUAUCAUACUCAGUUGGUAAAUUCUGUGUCUUUGGGAUAUCACAGGCACACAUGUACGUACAUGCCACAGGUAUCUACACACAAUAGAUACAUAAACCUAACUAUACAAGCCAUAGUUCAUAGUUUAAAAAGGGUACAGCUAUGCAUUGCUUGUUUAAACAUAUAAAUAAUUAUAUAUGAGGGAAAUAUUAAUGAACUGGUAGGAAGAAGCAUAAAUGUUGUUUCCUUGCAUGACGAAAUGUUGAUUAAUGAUUUGAGGUAAACCUUCUAUAAUUAAUGGUACAAAGUGUCUAGACAUUUAUAGGAAAGUUUGUUGGAAAUUACAUCAAUGGUUUCUCUGUGUAUGUGGGAGCCUAUCUUGUUUUUAUGAGACAAGGACUCACUAUGUAUUUCAGGUUGUUCUGGAACCCACUAUAUAGAUCAGGCUGGCCUUUAACUCCCAGGGAUCUGCCUACCUCUGCCACCCAAGACUGGGAUUAAAAGUGUAUGCCACUA
Mesocricetus auratus (golden hamster) is the source of this 3493-nucleotide messenger RNA. RefSeq names its product zinc finger protein 260. NCBI's taxonomy places the organism in Eukaryota, Metazoa, Chordata, Mammalia, Rodentia, Cricetidae. The record is from RefSeq and is a predicted model, not a curated record. Gene Ontology annotation, biological process: negative regulation of transcription by RNA polymerase II. The transcript has 4 exons. Bases 510 to 2675 code for a protein of 721 amino acids. Gene Ontology annotation, molecular function: DNA-binding transcription repressor activity, RNA polymerase II-specific.